Artibeus jamaicensis (Jamaican fruit-eating bat) is the source of this 2282-nucleotide messenger RNA. RefSeq names its product proline rich 16 (gene PRR16). NCBI's taxonomy places the organism in Eukaryota, Metazoa, Chordata, Mammalia, Chiroptera, Phyllostomidae. The coding region runs from base 202 to 1116 and encodes 304 amino acids. The transcript is spliced from 3 exons. The record is from RefSeq and is a predicted model, not a curated record. Gene Ontology annotation, biological process: positive regulation of translation; positive regulation of cell size.
GCCGCGGCUCGGGGAGUUGAUGGCAGCACCGCAGCGCGGCCGCCGGGCCGAGCGCCGAGCGCAGCCACCCGCCGCUGCCCAGGGAGCGUCCAAGAUGUGGAGGGACCCGGGCGGUAGCGGUCGCAGCGGCGCCAGGGACCGGGGCGCGCAGCAGCCUCCGCUCUCCUGCCUGUGCUGACCUGCCUCGUUUGGCCCCAAAGAAUGUCAGCCAAGUCCAAAGGGAACCCCCCCUCCUCCUCUCCAGCCGAGGGACCCCCGGCAGCCUCCAAAACCAAGGUGAAGGAGCAGAUCAAGAUCAUCGUGGAGGAUCUGGAAUUAGUCCUGGGCGACCUGAAGGACGUAGCCAAGGAACUUAAGGAGGUGGUUGAUCAGAUUGAUACCCUGACCUCUGACCUACAGCUGGAGGAUGAGAUGACUGACAGCUCCAAAACGGACACCCUGAACAGUAGCUCAAGCGGCACAACAGCCUCCAGCAUAGAGAAGCUCAAAGUGCAGGCCAACGCACCUCUCAUUAAACCCCCAGCACACGCGUCUGCUAUCCUCACAGUCCUGAGAAAGCCGAACCCCCCACCGCCUCCACCACGGUUGACUCCUGUGAAGUGUGAAGACCCCCAAAGGCCGGUGCCAGCCGCCAAUCCAGUUAAAACCAACGGCACCCUUCUGCGGAACGGAGGCUUUCCAGGAGCACCAAACAGAAUUCCCAAUGGAGACAUCGGCUGCCCACCCAGUAACAACUCGGACAAGGUGUCCCUGCAGCCUCUGAUGCACAGACCUGAAAAAGACAGGUGUCCCCAGGCAGGGCCUCGGGAGCGGGUUCGGUUUAAUGAGAAAGUGCAGUACCAUGGCUAUUGUCCUGACUGCGACGCCCGGUAUAACAUGAAAAACCGGGAGGUCCAUUUACACAGCGAACCUGGCCAGCCACCAGGAAAGCUUCCUCAGCCAGGCCCUCCCCGCCCUCCUCCACCCCUUCACCCUCCAUUUCCACUUGAAAAUGGGGGGCUGGGACUAAGCCACAGUAACAGCUUCCCCCCGCUCAGACCUGCAGCUGUGCCUCCUCCCCCUGCACCGAAGCCACAGAAGACGAUCUUGAGGAAAUCCACCACUACAACAGUGUGAUCUCCUUCAGGAUGGAAGGAAAACCUUUAUUUGGAGGCAUGUCAGCUCAUUUUUCUCACUUCGGAUUCAUCAUUAUGACUUCUUGAGGCCAGCUCUAAUUUUGAAAUAACCAGGAACCUGUCCAUCUGAGAGUAGCAACCUCCCCGAACUCCGGAGCACAAACCAUCAUGGAUAGGGUCUGCGUAGAAUCAUCCGCCUCUAGUCUAACAGCCAUGAGCAGAGCCCUAGGGCUGAAAAAGCCACAGCCUUAAAUCUCUUCACUCAGAAAUUACCGAGAAGAUUCAACAAAAAACAGAUGAAAAGGAUUAAACAAUCAAGCCAACAAAAACAGAAACCAAACAAACUCCAUCUUACUUCACCAUGAAAAUAAAUAUUCCCAGAUACGAACCCAUAUAUUCAGCAAAUUAAGCUAGUAAAUUAUCAGUUGAUUUAUCAUUUGGGAAGUUAAAAGCAUAGAGAUAGGAGUUAUCUCUAGCCAGAAUCACUCAGCAUUUCAGAAGGAAAAAUGUAGACAAAGAGAAACUGAACAAGCAGAGGAGCAUUGCAGCAAUGAACAGUAUUAGGUGGGAAUGUUGCUGUUUGCAGAGAGGAUGUUUGCCACCAUGUGUACACUUUUAAAGCCAUAAUGGAAUAGCAGUAUUGUUGUCAAUUGCUGGAAAAGUUUCUGCAUUCAGUCCUUCACUCCAUAUUGGUUGAGAGAGGGGGGAGGUCAGUUCUUACUGAUUAUUUCUCAAUGCACUUCGAAUAUUUGCACUGUCACUUCCAUUCAGGGUAAUGAUGUGCGCUGUUAUUUGCACAGAUGGUCCCAUGAGUUUUGAGACCACAACAAGCAGUUUCUUGCAGGAGUCUAAAAAGGAAACACUUAAGAAUUCUGCAUAUAUUGAUUUCUCUUUCUUCCAUAAAAAUCAGUUACCUGAAAAAAUAAUGUUCUUGUCUCAGAUUAAAAUAACAACUACAGAAUUAUCAUGAAAAAGCAUCAGUGUGGAUCAAAUUUUUUAAUGAAGAUCAUUUUUUAUCAUUAACAGCCAAGAAGUCAAAUACAGUGAACUGUACACGAAACAUUUGUGUUUAACAUCUAUUUGUUCUCUGAAAAAAAAUCAUUUGUAAUUUGUAUUUGACAUAUAACAGUUUUUUAUAGCCAUUUAUCUAUGCUUCAUGGAAAAAUG